UUCAUUUGGUUUUUUUUUUAUUAUUUUUUUUCUUUUUUUGGUUACGUUAUAAAUCAAUAAUUAAGUGAGAAUUAUUUAUUGUGUGAAUUAGUUGUGUUUUGGUUUCGGUAUAAAUUCAAGACAAACCGUUGGGACAGAUAAAGCAACCACGAAGCAGGAAGACAUAGUAAUCAGUUUCCUGCCAUCUUAUCAGCUAGCCUCGCCAUGGCAGUCACUCUGCCUCAGCUUAUGCCAUUGCUGGUAAUGUGUCUUUCUAGUGGUGGUGGUGGUGGUGCUGCUGCAGCUUUAAGCUUGCCGAAUGGAACCUCGGGCGUUGGUCUAACAGAACGCUCGGCGUCUGGCAAUUUAAACUCACCCAUUCUAGGCGGAAGCUUGGGUGGCGUCGGUGUUUUGCCUAGCAGCGGCGGUGGCAUCAAUAUAAGCAGCGUCGUUAGCGGUGGUGCCAGCGGCUUGCCAUCUAGUAGCAGCAAUCCUGGCGGUCUGCAGGCGAACAGCGAACAAACUGGAGUGGCAGGUGGUAGCGGCUUAAGUGGUAACAGUCUCGGCUCCAAUAUCAUUAAUGGUGGCAUUGCUGGUAGCAUCGGCGGAGGCGUUGGUGGUGGCAUAGGCGGCGCUGGCAGCAGCAACAACAACUCAAACCUGGCCAUUAACCAAGGCGGCAACAAAGAGAAGAUCUAUGAGAAGUGCACGGGUCCUGGGGAUCCUGGGCCAUGUAAACAAUAUAUAUACAAAUGGCGUUAUGAACCCACAACAAAUGCCUGCGACACAUUUAUUUGGGGGGGAUGCGAUGGCAAUCCACACAAUCGAUUUAGCACCGAGGCGGAAUGUCUUUUCCAUUGCAUUGGAAUGCCACACACUUUACCGCCGUUCCUGCAAUCGACUACCCGCGAGCCGAGCACCACAGAAAUCUCAAUGGCUGCAGCUGCCUCACCCUUCACACCAGGGCCAGGAGGAGGGCCAGGACAGCUGGGUGACGGCACCGGGAUGGUUGGCGGCGCUGUAGGUGAACUGGGGGGCGUUGGUGCCGAGGGGUCUGAGGGUACCACCCCGGUGCCCAUUGAACAACGCGGCCCAGAGCUAACGUUCGCCGAAACGGGUCAGGAAAAGACCUUCGUUUUCGCUAAAAACAACACGUUCAUCCAAAUGGACGGCGACAUCAUACAGACAUUUCAAUUAAGACUCUGUCGUGAGAUUUCAUUUCAAUUCAAAACUCGCCUACCGCAUGGCCUUCUGGUAUAUCACAAUGUUAAAAAUCCGGAUCGCAUUAAUUUGGAUCCCUAUGCACUCUAUGUGAUUGUCGAGAAGGGCCAACUGAAGGUGGUUCAUGUCUUUGGCAAGCAUUCAACGAGUGUCACUGUGGGUGAGAGCUUAAAUCGAGAUGAAUGGCACAGCGUAAUGGUGCGCAUCGAUGUCCAUGGCGCAAGAUUAAUUGCACGCGUCGACAAUAGUCAGGAGGAGGUCUAUCUGAAAGGUCUGAAUCACGAAUACAACUACGGCGUCUCCACGAAUUUGCCAUCGGUUGUAUUGGUUGGAGGUCUGUCGUCGGAGGAGAAGCUACACGGCGUCAAAUACAUCACCGAAUCCUUUGUCGGCUGCAUCCGCAACAUUGUGCUAAGCUCGGGCAAGGCAGCCUCUGAUCUACUACCCAUUGUCCCUUUGGUGGCCACCAAGCAUGAGAAUGUCAACGAGGGCUGUUCCGAUAUGUGCGACUCUCGACAUAAUCUGUGCUUUGUCGGCUCACGAUGCAUCAACCACUAUGGUGGCAUCUCGUGCGAUUGUUUUGGCACCCACUAUGAGGGCGAACACUGCGACAUAUACACUGCCACCAUAAUUACAUUGAGGGGCGCCAGUUAUGUGUCAUAUCGGAUAUACGAUUGGAAGGAUCGCGUCCACUCUUCGACAAUACGAAUAAGCUUAAUGUUUCGCACCAAUUUCGACGAUUCUGCCCUGUUCUACGCGAGCGGUGAAUCGUUGAAAAACCAGUACAUAGCUGCGUCUAUUAAAAAUCAAUCGAUUUAUGUAGAAAUGGAUUUUGGCGACAAUGUCAUGUCUACAGUACUAACGGAUGAACUGACUCGUGGCUUUUGGCACAAUUUGACCAUAUUGCAUGAACAGCGAACGGUUAGCAUUAUUCUGGAUCAUCAACAGAAGGUUUUGGAGCUACCGUCCACCGCUAGUGGGAAUUUGCUGUUCGAUCCGGAAAUCUACUUCGGCGGUGGACCUGAAUUGCACAAGAAAAAAGGCUUGGCCUCACACAACAAUUUUGUGGGAAGUCUGAAGUAUGUGUACUACAAUGAUGUCUCCAUUCUGUACGAGUUGCAACGUGGCAAUCCUAAAGUGCAUUAUCAUGGUGUCUUGGAGGCAGAAUUCUUUGAGAAUGAAGUGAAUGUCAUUCCCAUCACCUAUCCGUUUGCCACCUCACACAUUUGGUGGCCCAUAAAUCAUGCCAAAGAAUUUAAUAUUAAAUUCGAUUUCCGUAGUAGUCGUCCGGGUGCGGUGCUGGCCUAUAGUGACGUAACGACCAGUGCCGGAAAUGGCUUCUGGGAGAUACGACUAACUUCGGAUAAAUUAAGCUUCGAUCUAGUACCCGAUGUCAAUAAUAAUGUAACACAUUCAACGACAAUCAAAAUCAACCGUUCAACUUCUUGGCACAGCGUCGAGCUAGACUACAAACUGGGCGAAAUACAUUUCACUGUGGACUAUCGUCACACAUUAAGCCAAAUGUUCGGCCUGACCUUUAACAUUGGCGACAAACUGAUCAUUGGCAGCAGCCUCAAAUCGGCCGCCAUGGGUCUAGUCGGCUGCAUACGAGACAUUGAAAUCAAUGGCCAUUUGAUAGAGCCGCGCCAUGUAGUUAAAACGGAAAGAGUUGUCGGCGAAGUGGCUCUCGAUAAUUGCAAUUACAUUGAUCCGUGCAAGAGGCCGAACACCUGUGAGCACGGAGGGAAGUGCUUUGUGAAGGACGAUCGAGUCACCUGCGACUGCAAACACACGGGUUACAUUGGCAAGAAUUGUCACUUCACAAAAUACCGCAAGACUUGCGAAGAAUUAGCCCUGUUGGGAUUUACCAAAUCGGAUGUCUAUCUCAUCGACAUCGAUGGCAAUGGAGUCUUUCCGCCCGCGCAUGUUAAAUGCGACUUUCAGAGCCUGGAGAAUGCAACGAAAACCAUUGUAGAGCAUAAUUUACCCAGUCAAGUGGAUGUGCGUUCGGCCAGGGAAUCGGACUUUAGCUUCAAUAUACGCUAUCGAGAAUUCUCGCCACACAUGCUACAGGAGCUUAUAUCACACUCGUUGUACUGCACUCAGUACAUCAAAUAUGAUUGCUAUCGCGCUCAAUUGGAACUGCACUCGUCCACUUGGUUCACAUCGUCGGCCAAGAAUCUCACCGUUGAUUUUCUCGGCAAUGUCAAGAGAGGGUCCUGUCCUUGCUCGGUCAACAAGACAUGCGUGGACCCAAAUCAAUCAUGCAACUGCGAUGUGAAGGAGAACAAAUGGAAUUCGGAUGAAGGUUACUACCAGGAACCGCACAGUUUGGGCAUAACCAACAUGUACUUUCUGCAACAGAAGGAUCUGGACGAUGAGGCCCAGGGACGCAUUACAUUGGGGCCACUGGAAUGUGUAGAGACAAAUACCCAAAAGUACGUGGUCACCUUUACCACAUCGCAAUCGUAUAUUGAAGUACCCGGAUGGCGAAAGGGCGACAUUGCCUUCUCGUUUCGGACAACGGGGGAAAAGGCCAUACUAUUAUUCCAGCCACCGAUAAGGGCUCACUAUCCGUCGUUUAUGGUGGCCCUCACUGGCGAUGACCAGCUCACGUUUACCUUUACGUUGAGCACGGGAACGACGCGUGAGCUGGUGAUUAACUCGCACCGCCGACUAAAUGGCGGCGAAUGGCAUAAAAUAUGGAUCGACUACAACCAGUAUCAUGUGCGCUUCAUGAUAAACACCGAUUACCAGAUGCUCGAUUUGUUGCCCGAAGAGGAGUUUGGACCAUUUGAGGGCAGCAUGUACAUAGGCGGUGCCACAUUCGACCUUCUGAAGAAGUUGUCAGUAAAGGCUGGACUUAUUGGUUGCUUUCGUGGUCUAGUGGUCAACGGUGAGAUACUUGAUAUCUAUAGCUAUAUGUCUGUGCAUCUGUCGGAAAUUAUUAAGGACUGCAAGCCAUCUUGUGUCCCGUCGCCCUGCCGCAACGGUGCCCAGUGCAAGGAGCUGUGGAGCAGCUUCGAGUGCGUUUGCAAUAAUCCUUGGGCUCACAUUGGGGAGUUCUGUGAAACAAACAUCAAUGAGAAGGCCUUAACGUUCAUCAAUCGGGAAUCGUUUUUAAUGCGAAACUAUCUUAGUGUAACUGCCACUCCGGCGAGCCUAAUGCAUGGCAUCGAGGGUGAACGUGAAAUGUUAAAGAGCAUACUCACCCAAGAUUUGCUUAUCAACCUGCGGACAUACGACGCCAAUGCCUUGGUUCUCUAUGCCAACGAUCAUUACAAUAACUUUAUCCAUCUGUAUAUCAGUGCGGCCCGUGAGAUAGUCUUUCUAUACAAUUACGGCGAUGAGAUUGUCAAUCUCACUUUGCUGGAUGACACGCUAGCCGCUUCGCUUAAGAGCAUUCAGGUUGCCAUAGUCCGCAGUGAGCAGGAGACACGCAUGCAUGUGAAUGAGCGUAGUGUUAGCAUCGAUCGAGGCAAUCUGCUACUGGAUGAGUAUGCCAACAAACCAUGGAGUAAUCCCGAAAAAGAGGUUCUGUCACCGCACCGACCCCCGGCCCCGCCCACCGAGUACUUUCAAUUCCAUGUUGGCGGCUAUGAUCCAGCAAAUUUGCUGCGUCCCAAUGUCGACUCGCCGGCACUAGAGGGCUACAUUGGCUGUGUGCGUGGAUUGAAAAUUGGUACCCAGUUGAUCGACUUGGCGGAAAUCAAUGAAAGGAAUAUAGCGCCCACCCAAAAAGGCGUUCUACCAAACUGUCAAAUCAAAUGCGAUGCGGAACCGUGCAAAAAUGGUGGUAUCUGCAAGGAACAUUUUGCUGAGCAACUGUCAACCUGUGAUUGCGAGCACACCAGUUUCCUCGGUGAAUUCUGUUCGGUGGAGAAGGGUGCGGACUUUAGUGGCGAAUCGACACUGCAACGAAAGUUCGAAUUGCCGAGCGCAGGUCGCGUAGAUUAUGUACGAUUGCAGUUGGCGUUCUCAUCGUUCGAUUUGCGGAGGGCCAAUCGCAUAAUGCUGCUGCUGCAGACAGCAGAGGAGCGCAGUUAUUACCUCUUACUGGCCAUCACAUCAGAUGGCUACCUGCAAUUUGAGGAGGAUCGCGAGAAUGGCCAGACUGUGGGCGCUAGGAUCGACCGGAAUUUCCUAAAUAGUGCUAGGCACUCGGUCUACUAUAUGAGAAAUGGGACUCGGUCUCAGCUCUACAUCGAUCGAGAGCAGGUGCCGCUAAUGGAUUUUGCUGCCCGUGUUGGGACAACGGCCUUGGAUGCGGGUGCUAAUCGGGCACAGAUUGGUGGCAUCAAUACGACGGAUUCGCGUUUCGCCAUCUUUAAGAGUUACAGCGGCUGCCUGUCGAACAUCUACAUCCAGGUGAAUGGUCACAUUAUGAAGCCGCUCGAGGAGUAUAUGCUAUUCACCAAAUCGGGGGCCGAUAACAUAACGGUAAUAAAUCCGCAGGGUGUCCGCAGUGCGCAGUGCAAUGCUAAAUUUGAUGUGACCGAACAGCCUACACAAGAGCCAAUGGUCAAUGUGAGCAUGAUACCCGAGCCUUGGGUAGAAGAGCCACCCCAACGGGUACCUUACAUAUCGAAAUUUGUCUAUGAUGUGGACAAGAAGGAGGAUUCCACUCAGGUGGUAUUCAUCACACUGACCACGGUGUUUGUCAUCAUUGUCAUCUGUUGUCUGCUCGAAGUGUAUCGCAGUCAUUUGGCCUACAAGAAGCGCAUCGAGCGUGAAACCGAUGAGGAUAUCAUUUGGUCCAAGGAGCAUGCAACCAAAAUGCAUGAAUCACCUGGCGUAAAGGCUACCGGCACUGCAAGUGGGGGAGGAAUGGCCCCCACAAAGAGUGCAGGAAUGCCACCAUAUAGCUAUCAAGCACUGCCGCAGGAAGACAAUAAGCCAGGCUUAAAUGGGACUCCCUUGGUGGGCAUCUUAAAGAAUGGCAGUGCCACAGCUUCACCUACAGAAUCCACCAACCCAUCGACCCCUAUAGCAGCCAAAAAUGGUGAUAUUGUCACGCCUAUCCACGAAGAAGAAGAAGAAAUGGAAGUGCACGAAAGUGUGGAAGAGGAAAAUAAGCCAGAAGUAGUGAAGGAAAUGCAGCAGGAGACAAAGUUAAAUGGCCAACAGCUGCUCGAUGACAGCAGCAGUAAAAAUACUGCGGAUACUUUGGCUUCUUCAGUGGCCACAUCCACCGCCCCCCAAUCAUCCAGCCUUCCCUCUGAGAAAAAGACGGACACAGCGACAUUGACAGAGAUAAAAAACCCAAUGGCAAAUGGUCAACAGGAUCAGACAGAUGUUAGCCAUAUCAAUGAGCUACCGCAGCACCAACAUGAAAAUCAAAGGCAGCAGGCGAUGCCACAACAUCAGAAGCAGCAGCAGAGACAACCGCUACAAAGAGCGGCAACACUUCAGCAGCAGAGCACAAAACGACGCAAAGCGACGACGGCAGCAGGAACAGCAGCAGCAACAGGAGGCUUAGCAACAGCAGCAGCUGCUGGAGUAGGAGGAGCAGGAGGAGCAGGACCACCAACUGUACGACGACAAGUAUCUUGGGGUCCUCCGAUUGUGGCCGAAACGGAUGUAGAUCUGGCUUGUGCUGCUGGUGGCGUGGGCAAUGUCGUCGGCAGUGGGCGCAAAACGGUGGGUAAGCAAAAUGGAUACGGCGGUGGUGGCGGAGGCGUCAAUAGACGAGCAACGACCACUAGAAAUUGACAGUCACUCAGCCAGCCAGUCGCUCAGUUCGCUCAAAGAGGUCCAAAAAGGACCAGAAAGAGACACAAAGAGAAAACAAAAUGCUAGAAAUAUGCAUAAAAGCAUAAAUAUUUAGGCGAACGACUACAAAAGCAAUAGCAAUUUGUAUAAAUAAAAAAAUCCCCCACAGUAAGUCGACUUCAGUGUACCGAAGUUUUAAUGCCCUGGCAGGGUCUCGAUUAGUAAAUCUCUCCAACGAAAUUCCCUCUCAAAGCACUACGAAAAGACAAACACAUAUAACCAUAGGUAGUAUGUGAAUGUAUAGAUUCAGAAUACAUUUACACAUUUAUAUUACCUGUACACUAUAUUACCCUCUGUAAGAGUAUGGCAACGAGAAACUUUAUAUACAUACAAAGUCUCUUGAAAGAGGAAUGAAAGAGAAGCGAUGACGAAGGCGGUGAAGUCAAAGAAGGACACGAAUCAGAGAAAGGCAGCCAAGGACAUGCAAAACAACAUAAUUCUUAAAAAUAAUACACACACAAAAGGAUAAUACGUAUACAUUCUAAAUAUGUAUAUAUAGACUACCGAUUAUUUUCCGUAUGGGGAAGCGGUUUCUCAGUUUUGCAGUUCUUUCCCCAUAUGGAAAUGAACUUUUGUCGAGAUGACUUGAAAUGUGGAAUUAAAUUUUAAUUGUUUAUAUUACCACAGGGAAGGAAAACUUGGAGGCGUGCACGGGAGAGUGAGAUAGAGAGAGAGUGAAAGAGAGGCACGUCUAUACACACCUAUACAUAAAUACACACCUAUAUAUAAUUGUUAAAUAGGUUUACUGCGCUGAUCCCCAGAUAAUAUGUUAAAUCUAAAAAGCCCAUAAAAGUGAUUAUUAUAAACAAUUCUUUUAAGACUAUAAAGGCAGGGCAAAGUAAAGUCUGUUAACGGCAAUUCUGCACUUAGUUAGUAACUGUUAAUUGAUUUCUAAUUAUGGUAUAAGUAGAGUUUAUUUUUUGA
Messenger RNA from Drosophila willistoni, 7896 nucleotides. RefSeq lists its product as uncharacterized. NCBI's taxonomy places the organism in Eukaryota, Metazoa, Arthropoda, Insecta, Diptera, Drosophilidae. Bases 205 to 6912 code for a protein of 2235 amino acids. The transcript has 20 exons. Gene Ontology annotation, molecular function: serine-type endopeptidase inhibitor activity. The record is from RefSeq and is a predicted model, not a curated record.